AUGGUAGCCCAACUGAACCAACCACCCUACCCUCUUCACCCCAGCGUCAAGGACAGACUGCAUCCCGACUACGUCGCCUUUUACAACAAGUACAUCCUAAACGCGCAACAGGUCCACCAUCUGCCCGUCUCGGUAGCUCGAGGCACCCCGGGCGUGCCUCCCUGCCACAGCAGACCGCUGCCCGUGGGCCGAGUCCAGGAUGUUUACAUAUCACGACGAGAGACCGUUGGGCCCAACAUCCUCCUCCGGUGCUUCACCCCACCGGGUACACCCCCUCCAUCGGGCUGGCCACUCGUGUUGUAUUACCAUGGCGGAGGGUGGGUAUUCGGGGAUAUCGACACCGAGAACACCGUUUGCACAAACAUAUGUGUGCGUGCUCAGGCUGUGGUGAUCACCACCGAUUAUAGGCUCGCGCCCGAGGACCCUUGGCCGGCAGCUAUCCAUGACUCGUGGGAAGCCUUUCUUUGGUCGACGGCGGCGCAGGGUGAGGCGCGACUCGACUUGGACCUGGACCUGAACAAGGUCGCCAUCGCGGGGGCGUCAGCCGGGGCCAACAUCGCGGCCGUGAUUGCGCAGAAGGCGGUGCUGCGACCGCAGCCGAAUGUGUCGAUUCGGUCGCAGGUGCUGGUGGUGCCCGCGACGGACAACACGGCGACGCCCUACUCGAGCCCGAGCUGGAAGGCAUACGAGUUCACGGCGCACCUUCCAGCCAAGAAGAUGCUAUGGUACCGGCACCACUACCUGCCGAAUCCGGCGGAUUGGUCACACUGCGAGGCGUCACCCUUGCUGGCGCCGGACGACGUCUUUGCGCGCCUUCCCCCGGCGUACAUCAUCGUGGGGGAACUGGACGUGCUGCGGCACGACGGCGAGGAGUACGCCCGCCGGCUGCAGGCCAACGGCGUCGCGGCCGAGGUAUGCGUGAUGGACGGCAUGCCACACCCAUUCCUGGCCAUGGAUGCUGUGCUGGAGGCCGGCAAGACCGCCAUCACGAAUAUAUGCGUCGAGCUGCUGGGGGUGUUGGCGUGA
Messenger RNA from Fonsecaea multimorphosa CBS 102226, 1026 nucleotides. RefSeq lists its product as uncharacterized. NCBI's taxonomy places the organism in Eukaryota, Fungi, Ascomycota, Eurotiomycetes, Chaetothyriales, Herpotrichiellaceae. The record is from RefSeq and is a predicted model, not a curated record. The transcript is spliced from 2 exons. Bases 1 to 1026 code for a protein of 341 amino acids. Gene Ontology annotation, molecular function: hydrolase activity.